AGUCAGCAGACGGCGAUGUGCGUCUUUCAGGCGAUGCUGCAGCGUGACGUAUAAUCUAGCGGACGGAACGGAUCAACAACAACGAGUCAGCCACCUUGGUAGCCAACAGCCGAAACAUUUAGACUGUUUCUGUGCAUAUUUGCCUCUGUGUUUUAAAUAUACUUCUGACGUCUAGUUAAUUGCCCCCAUUUAAAUGUUAAAGGUACAUUGUUAGUCAACUAGCUGGCUUGAUAAGUUAGCCUAGCACUAAACUAGUCGCUCAUGCUAACUAGCUAGCAUCCCCGAACAUGAGCUCCCUAAACUACUCCCCUCCUGUUAAAGAAGAGGAGGUCUGCUGGACGGAGAAAGAAGCUCUGGGGCUGAACAUUGUCGUGAAAGAGGAGAAGGAAGAGGAGGAUGUUACAGUAAAACAAGAAGUAGAGGGUGAGGCCGUUACAGUGAAAGAAGAAGAGAAAGACGUUUCAGUUAAACAAGAGGAAGACGCGUUCAGAGUGAAAGAGGAGAAUGUUACAGUAAAAGAAGAGGAGGAAGAGAAAGAGGAGGGUGCCGUUUUUGGAGUGAAGGAGGAGAAACAGGGAGAGAUAACGGUCAUAUUGACAGACGAGUCAGAAGAUCUGAUUACCACCAGAGAGAGACCAGACUCUGACAGCGGGAAGAGUUCCUCAGGGGAAACAGACCCAGAGACGCCUAACCAACACCACUGCUCCCACUGUGGAAAGAGUUUUAGGUGGUUUGGGAGCCUGAAAAUGCAUGAGAGAAUACAUACAGGAGAAAAGCCCUACCACUGUUCCCACUGUGGGAAGAACUUUACUCAGUUAGGAGCCCUGGUUGGGCAUGAGAGAACACACACGGGAGAGAAGCCUUAUCACUGUUCCCAGUGUGGAAAGAGUUUUACUCAGUAAGGGAGCCUGAGAACACAUAAGAGAAUACACACAGAAGAGAAGCCUUACCACUGCUCCUAGUGCGGAAAGAGUUUUACUCAGUUAGGGACCCUGAGAACACAUAAGAGAAUACACACUGGAGAGAAGCCUUACACCUGCUCCUUGUGCGGAAAGAGUUUUAGGUGGUUAGGGAGCGUGGAAAGGCAUGAGAGGACACACACAGGAGAAAAGCCUUUCCAAUGUUCCCAUUGUGGAAAGAGUUGCACCCAGUUAGGGAGCCUGAAGGAGCAUGAGAGAAUACACACAGGAGAAAAGCCUUACCAUUGCUCCCACUGUGGAAAGAGAUUUACCCGGUUCAGGUACCUGAAAGAGCAUGAAAGAAUACAUACACAUACACAGGAGAAGAAGACAUACACUGCUCUCAUUGUGGAAAGACAUUUUCCCAGUCAGAGGACCUGAAAUCACAUGAGAGAAUAGAGAGGCUGUGUUCUGACUUGUGUUUUUGACUGAGAAUGUGUGUUUUUGUUUGGACCGUCAGACUAGAGUUCAAACAGGGAAAUGGUUCCAAUUGUUUUUCCACCAUUCAUUUUUCCCAUAGGGCUGUGUUUUGUUUAGGCUCACCCUGAUGUGACGUUUUGAUAACCAUGUAAAUCUCUCUAGGACAAGGUGACUGAGGGCACACAGUGUGUUGUGAUUUUAUUGUAACAUUUUUAAAAUUGUAUAACUGCCUUUAUUUUAGCUGGACCCC
Salmo salar (Atlantic salmon) is the source of this 1629-nucleotide messenger RNA. RefSeq lists its product as uncharacterized. Gene Ontology annotation, molecular function: DNA-binding transcription factor activity, RNA polymerase II-specific; RNA polymerase II cis-regulatory region sequence-specific DNA binding. Gene Ontology annotation, biological process: regulation of transcription by RNA polymerase II. The record is from RefSeq and is a predicted model, not a curated record. NCBI's taxonomy places the organism in Eukaryota, Metazoa, Chordata, Actinopteri, Salmoniformes, Salmonidae.